AACUUUCUUUUCGGGUAACAGUUCCACACGGUUUCACAAGGCUUUUCAAAUAUGAAUCAACUGAUGCAUCAUCUUGUUCUGCUUAAAUUAAAAUAGUAAAAUUAUUUAUCUGUUAGCAGCCUCAAUUUUCCCUUUCUGCUCACAGUCCAAAUGAGAAGUCAAAUGUUUUCCCAGUUCUUCUUCAUCCUACUACUCUCUAUCUGCAAUAAAAUGAAUGAUGCAAUGGCAGCUAAUUCCAGCAAAUGUCUUGAGGAUCAGAAGAUGUUGCUGCUGCAGCUCAGAAAUAAUCUUACUUAUAAUUCUGAAGUAUCCACCAAGCUGGUUAAGUGGGAUCAGAGGAUUGACUGCUGUCAAUGGCAGGGCAUCACCUGCAAUGAUGCAGGGCAAGUUAUUGGUCUUGACCUUAGCUAUGAAUCGUUCUCGGGCAGUAUCACCCCAUUAGCAAAUCUUAAGUUUCUCUCUGUUAUCCGUCUUGAUGUGAACAAUUUAUCUGCUCCAAUUCCAGAGUUCUUUUUGGACUUCUCCAAUCUGACUGUCUUGAGUCUAUAUUCCUGCAACUUGAUAGGGGAAGUGCCUCAGAAGAUAUUCCAGGUAUCAACUCUGCACACUAUUAACUUAGCACAAAAUGAAAUGCUUGGAGGUUCUUUACCUCAAUUUCCUUCAAAUGGAUCUCUACACACUCUGGAUCUAAGCUACACAGGACUCUCAGGAAGUAUACCCACGUCCAUUGAGAACCUUAGCAUGUUGUCGCAUGUUGACCUUAGGUUAUGUAAUUUUAGAGGUCCAAUUCCAUCUUCUAUGGAAAAUCUUACCCAGCUUUCUUAUCUGGAUUUCAACUGGAAUAGCUUCACUGGUUCUUUCCCAACUUUUAAACUGUCCAAGAACCUCACUUAUAUAACCUCUGCUGGAAAUAAUUUGACAGAAAUAUCAUCCGACUGGGAAGGCCAUGAGAAUCUUAAAUAUCUUGACUUGGGUAACAAUUCACUUUCGGGGCUCAUUCCAGCGUCAUUGUUUUACCUACCCUCACUUGCGAGUUUAUAUCUGGCCAACAACAAAUUUUCUGGCCAAAUAACUGAAUUACAAAAUGUUACUUCUCCACUAGCAACUCUUGACUUGAGUGCCAACAAAUUGGAAGGGCCAAUACCUGAGUUCUUCUUUGAGCUACACGAGCUCGGAACUCUUAAACUUUCAUCCAACAAUUUCAAUGGAACUGUGCACUUGAAGAAGUUUACAAAGCUCAAUAACCUUGGAAGCCUUGAUCUAUCCCACAACAGCUUAUCAGUUGACACAAAUAUAAGUGAAUCAGAACUUGCCUUGCUCCCCCAGCUUGGUGGUCUAUUCUUGGUGUCGUGCAACCUGCAGAGUAUCUCCUUCCUCAAGAACCAAUCCAGGUUGCAGAUGCUAGAUCUCUCAAGCAGCCAACUUAGUGGUGAAAUACCAAAUUGGUUGUGGGAAAUCAAUGAUGGAUAUCUACGUUUUCUGAAUCUUUCUGGCAAUCACUUCACACAUUUUCAAGAGCCUUAUAGAUUUGGCAUUCUAGAUUUCCUUGAUCUGCAUUCAAAUCUGCUCACUGGAGAUAUUCCACUACCACCAAUAGAAGUUAAAUACGUGGACUUCUCCAACAAUAACUUUGCUACAUUGAUGCCACCUGACAUUGGCAAUUAUCUUGAAAUUGCUUGGUUCUUCUCAAUUGCAAACAACCAAGUUAUUGGCAAUAUCCCUUCUUCAAUCUGCAAGGACAGAUAUCUUGAAGUACUUGAUUUGUCUAACAAUAGAUUGAAUGGCACAAUACCACCAUGUUUGGCAGAAUUGAGCAGCACACUGAAAGUGUUGAACCUGGGGAAAAACAAACUUGCAGGAAAUAUACCUCGAAAUAUUUCUCAUAAUUGUCAGUUACGAAGCCUUGAUCUCAGUCAGAAUCUCUUAUCAGGUCAGCUUCCUCGUUCUUUGUCCAACUGCACAAAUCUAAAGCUAAUGAAUCUGGGAAACAACAAGAUCAGGGAUACCUUCCCCUGCUGGUUGAGGAACUUAUCCAAUUUGCGCGUACUUGCAUUCCGCUUCAAUCGUUUCCAUGGGAACAUUGAUUGCUCUGGAUUGAGUUCCAACUGGACAGCUCUUCAAAUCAUUGACCUAGCUUCCAAUAAUUUAGGGGGCAUUCUAUCCCGAAAUUCAUUCUUGGAGCUAAAUGCAAUGACCGUUGAUCCAGCUAUAGCGCAUUCACACUUUGAUUACUUGCAUUUUGAGUCUGUAUCGGUUAGGCCAAUUUACUAUCAGGAUACAGUCGGUCUUUUUCUUAAAGGACAAAAUGUUACAUUGGCAAAGAUCCCCGUCUUCUUCAUCUCCAUCGAUUUUUCAAGUAACAAUUUUGUGGGGGACAUACCGGAGACAGUUGGAGAUCUCAAAUCACUUUAUCUGCUGAAUAUUUCACACAACAAUCUCACAGGUCAAAUCACUCCAGCAUUUGGAAAUCUGAAGCAAUUGGGAUCACUGGACCUGUCAUUCAACAAUUUAGAUGGAAAUAUCCCAGAAAAGCUUGCUAGCCUCUCAUUUCUUUCCGUCUUAAAUUUAUCAUAUAAUGAACUGGUUGGAAUGAUACCACGAAGUACCCAAUUUGAUACCUUUGCGGAAAGUUUCAGAGGAAACAGGGGGCUAUGCGGGUUUCAGCUGAAUAGAACUUGCAAAAAUAUUUCAGCAGUAGCACCUUCAGAGCCAGAAUUUGAGGAGGAGAAUUUAGUUUCAAGGACGGAGAUUUAUUUAAGCCUUAUAUUAGGAUUUGCUGUUGGCAUUGGGAUCAUCUUUCUACCACUUUUGUUCUCUAAAAGAUGGAACCAGUCGUACAACAAACUAGUUGACAGAUGGAUUUUAAGGAUAUUUGAGCAACGAGAUCAAGAUGGGAGAUCGAGUAAGAGCAUUAGCGAACCAUCUUGGAAGAAGGCAACGGGGAAAUCAACAGGCAGUCAUUAGGUUCACGAAAUGAUUGUAGAGAAAGGUUUAUGUUUUGAAGCAAUUGCAGUCCUUUUUUGCCAGAAUAAAGAAACAGUGCCUUGUACAUUCCUCCAUCUUGUAAUACUUCAGUAUAUAAUUGUUUCCACUUGUGAGUUAUCAGUGUUUCGUAGUUGCUGGUCCAUUCA
Messenger RNA from Nicotiana tabacum (common tobacco), 3131 nucleotides. RefSeq names its product receptor-like protein 54. Gene Ontology annotation, molecular function: protein binding. Lineage: Eukaryota; Viridiplantae; Streptophyta; Magnoliopsida; Solanales; Solanaceae. The record is from RefSeq and is a predicted model, not a curated record.